UGAGAACAGAUUGUCACACCUGUUGGGCAGCAGCCAUGAUUCGAGGCAGUGCUCUUGCUCUAGCUCUAGUUCUUGUCCAGAUUGUAUCUGGACUCGAGGUGCUGAAAAACCCAGGGUUUGAGAGUUCAGAUCUGUCAGACAACUGGAAUGGAUGGGGUUUCAACAUUGUGAGCAUCACUGAUGAUGUUCAUGGUGGGACUCGUGCUGUCAAAGUCUCCGGAAGAACAAAGACGUACCAAGGUCCUGCUCAGAAUGUCCAGCUGCAGCCGGGUGGCCGCUAUUCCUAUACCUCCAGUGUUAAACAGCUGAAUGACCACACAGGAACGUUGUUCCAGACCAUCAAGAUCACCAUUGCAUAUACAUGGGCUGAUGACGGUAAAACGGAUUAUUACGACAUCGCUCAACACCCAUUUGUUCAGUCUGCCAAUGGAUGGUUCAGCCUAGACGGGGAUUUCACCGCUCCUUUGAAAAACUUCAGCAAGGCGAACCUGUACUUCCAAGGCCCCGAUGCAGGAAUCGACUUCAUCGUUGACGACGCUUCUCUCCUGACGGUGGACGAGGACAUGAGUUGGAAGGCCGAGGCUGAUGCCAGAAUACAGAAGAUUAGGAAAAACAACAUCAAUGUUCAAGUGACACAUUCAUCUUCAUUCAACCCAGCUGAUAUUGAAAUUAAGAUUGACCACAAAAGACAUCUCUUUGGAUUUGGGUCAGUGAUAAACGAGGACUAUAUGACCGACCCUGGUUACAAACAAUAUCAAAACUUUGUGUAUGACAUGUUUAACUGGGCGACAGCAGGGUCCUUCAAGUGGAAGUAUAACAGAGGCACCAAGGACCAUCCUGACUACACAACUGCUACAAAUGGUGUGAAGGUGCUUAAACAACAUGGCAUGAAGGUUCGAGGACACAAUAUGUUCUGGGGGGUUCCAGGGAGCUCGCCUAGCUGGGUUGAAGCCUUAAACGGUCCGAUGCUGAAAACAGCCAUUGCAGACAGAGUCAAAUUUAUGACUGGCAUCACAAAGGGGAUACUGGAUCAUUGGGACGUGAACAACGAACUUCUCCAUGGCCAGUUAUAUGAGGAGAAAACAGGCGAUCCCCGGUACUCUGAGAAGAUCUACGAUAUGGUACACAAGGCUGAUCCGGUGCCCACGCUCUUUCUCAACGACUACGAUGUCGUCGCAGUGGGAGCCGUCACUGAUGCUUACGUCGAUCAGGCUAAAGAGUUCAAAAAGGCCAAUGUUGGCCUGGGAGGUCUUGGUCUACAGAGUCACUUCAGAGACUAUACGCCUCCAGAUCCCACACUUCUGAAAAGGCGUCUGGACAAACUGGGGUCUGUGGGACUACCUCUGUGGAUUACCGAGAUGGACCUGGUGCACCAUGACGAGAACAUCCGGGCGGACUGGUAUGACUGGGCUCUGAGGACAUACUUCAGUCACCCAGCAGUGGAGGGCGUCAUUUUCUGGGGAUUCUGGGAUCAUCAAAUGAAAAGCCCUUACGCCGCUCUUAUCAAUGGAUACAACUUCUAUGUGAACGCUGCUGGUCAACGUUACUUUGAUCUAGUCCAGAAGGAAUGGUCAACCCAUGUAGCUAAAAAUCUCUCCGAUGGAUCGUCCUUCACUGUGAACGGUUUCCAUGGAGACUAUGACAUCGUUGUGAACUACAAGGGGAAGUCCAUAAUGUACCAGGAAUUCCACCUGGGGAAAACAGAUACAACGCUUAACCUGGACAUCAGUGGCGAUGGACAUCAAGUGACACUCCCAACAACCAUUGAUCCAUUCGUGCACAUCACUCAAGCUAUUCAAGUCUCCCAUAACAACGAGCAUAUUGUUGGUAGAAUGUCAUCCAAUGCUAACAACAACGACCUCCAGUGUGUGACCCGCUCGUCCCAGGUGUCGGAGGUCGGAGAUGACAAGCCUGCAUUUGCUUCCUGCCUGAGUGACGAAGUGAUGACUAGCUGCUCCGGUUAUCACAAGGACGGAGAGUGGUACCGGGAUGGAGAGACCAUCGAGGUUAAUAAUGGCCGGGUGGCUUGUAAAUCAGUAAAUGGUUGGAGGUCAAAGCAAGGUGUUCAAGCAGUCAUCCGAUGCUGUAAGUCAAAGAACAUGCAGUGUGCAUACAGAAGCUCAGGUCCAUCUGCUAAGUCUGUUGAUGCCAGAGUGGAAACAACCUGUAUGAAUGGUGAAAUAGCCACAGGCUGUACGGCCUGGACAUGGGACUCCGAGAUGAUAGGAGCGUUUCCUUCGGACAAUCAGAAGGGAUGCACUGCCUCAAAUGAAGGCACUACCGUUGGUACGUGGUCUUAUGCUGCCUGCUGUACUGCCCCCAAACUGACCUGUAAGACGGUGGUGUCCAAACCUAGUGGUCUCAUCAAGGGAGAGAAGGCUACUGUCUCCUGUGGACCUGGUACGGAGUUACUGGGAUGCAGCGUCCGAGCCAACUAUGGAAAGUCAGCUGGGGCAUAUAUUGGAGGGACAAAGGCUAAUGGAGAACAGUGUAUUGCCGUGAAUGGAGAAGAUAAGUUUACUGGCGAAGAAGGGGUGUUGGCUGUGGCCACGUGUUGUUCGCUUAAUGGCCAAGGUGGAGGUAUCGUCGGUUAGAGUCUGUGCCUAUAUAUAUAUAUAUAUAUAUAUAUAUAUAUAUAUUUCACUGAUACUUAAGAAAGGUCAAUAAAAGCCAUAGUUUACAUGCUCA
This is a messenger RNA of Haliotis rubra (blacklip abalone), 2688 nucleotides long. RefSeq names its product endo-1,4-beta-xylanase 3-like. The record is from RefSeq and is a predicted model, not a curated record. NCBI's taxonomy places the organism in Eukaryota, Metazoa, Mollusca, Gastropoda, Lepetellida, Haliotidae. Bases 36 to 2594 code for a protein of 852 amino acids. The transcript has 18 exons. Gene Ontology annotation, biological process: carbohydrate metabolic process. Gene Ontology annotation, molecular function: hydrolase activity, hydrolyzing O-glycosyl compounds.